AACCAGUAACCAUGGCCAUGGUGAAAGUCAUGGGUGCCCAGCCAAUAGCAGACUACAUGUUUGUUCUGACCUGUGAGACCACUGGAACCAUUUACUCCAUUCACUGGAUGAGGAACGGCUGGCCUCUGUAUGCUGACAACAUAACAGACUUCUCUAUGAACAACAAUACACUGACCUUCAACUCCGUCCAGCAUUCUGACAAAGGAGACUAUCAGUGUUCUGCCUUCAACCUAAUGAGCAACAUGACCAGCCCAGAAUACAGACUGAUCGUCAACUAUGGUCCAGAGAGACCUGUUAUCAUGAGUCUGGAUACAGCGAUGACAGGACACAUCGUGACCUUCAACUGCUCAGCCUCCUCUCAGCCUCUCUGCCACUUCAGCUGGUUCUUCAAUGGGUCCCAGGUGGCGACUGGCUCAGAGUAUGAGACUGGCCCACUGACCUUAGCCAGUCAUGGGGAGUACACCUGUGUGGCCUUCAACAACGUCACUUGCAGAAACAGCACUGUCUCCAAGUUGCUCACUGUCGUUGCACCUGUGACCAUGACCAAUUGUGAGAAGUCAUUGGAGUCCAACAAUACUGAAUGA
Messenger RNA from Salvelinus sp. IW2-2015, 584 nucleotides. The record is from RefSeq and is a predicted model, not a curated record. NCBI's taxonomy places the organism in Eukaryota, Metazoa, Chordata, Actinopteri, Salmoniformes, Salmonidae.